UCUACUAAGCUGCCAUUAAGGACUGGAAGCUUUCGAGGAUUAUGAAGCAGUUGGGACUGGAGUUCACUAAGGGCCAAUUGCUUAGGAUUAUUGAAGGGCUUGGUCCGAAGAGAUGUUCGCAGAUAGAAAUGGCUGUAGUUGAGUGGGUAUAUGAAGAUAAGGAAAGGGGACGAAAUAAAAGCAGGUUUGUUUACACAAAACUCAUGGCAAUUCUAGGGAAAGCAAGGAAGCCAGACCAUGCUCUUAAUGUUUUCAAUCUGAUGCGUGGAAAUCGUCAUAUAUAUCCUGACAUGGCUGCAUAUCAUAGCAUUGCUAUCACACUAGUUACAUUGUUUUUGCAUAUGGUGGAUUAUGCAUGUACCCCUAAAGAAGUACAGCAGCAUUUCCAGUCAUGCAGGACGAUAAAUAGAGUCACAAUUCGAACAACAAGUUUGGCCAACCAAAGGAUUACGCUUAUGUGGAAUUUGUCAAAGUAG
Humulus lupulus (European hop) is the source of this 476-nucleotide messenger RNA. RefSeq names its product pentatricopeptide repeat-containing protein At5g67570, chloroplastic-like. Gene Ontology annotation, cellular component: chloroplast. Gene Ontology annotation, molecular function: protein binding. Gene Ontology annotation, biological process: chloroplast organization. NCBI's taxonomy places the organism in Eukaryota, Viridiplantae, Streptophyta, Magnoliopsida, Rosales, Cannabaceae. The transcript has 4 exons. The coding region runs from base 42 to 476 and encodes 144 amino acids. The record is from RefSeq and is a predicted model, not a curated record.